GCAUAGCGGGUGUCAUAGGAACAACACAAGUGGUGGAUAAACUAGGAAAAAUGCUGUCAUAUUCUAAGAAUCUUUUGAUUUAACCCACAUUAUCUCUGUUCCUACGGGAAAUAUUCCACUAUGUCAGGCAACGAACCCAUCAGCAUAGCUUCUGUCAGGGAUUACAUGUUAAAGAAUAACAGCCAAGUUAGGAAUCAUGACUUGGUCACUCAUUUUCGACAGCAACUCAACGACCCUGCCAACAAAAAUAAAGUUAGAGGCGAAUUCAAAGAGAUAGUACAUCAAUUGGCUACCGUCCAAGAAAUCAAUGGAGAGAAAUAUUUUGUCCUCAAGAAACCUAAAGAAGCACCAGCAGUUUUACGCAAGCCGCCCAGACAGCAUACCAGUCAUAAGAGCCACAAUAGACCAGUAUCUGGACCUCCCGUCAUGAGAAACACCAAGAUGUUUGAAGACAUGCUGGCAAACCAGAUGUCUAAAGGCCAUCCUCCAGGUACUCUGGGUUCUGUGGCUGAACAUGACAAGGAAAACAAGACUGGUGAUGUAAGGGGUCUGUCCAAAAGCUACAUGAUGAAGACAGCAUCUAUGGAUAGUAUUGAGUCGACAGGAAGUGGUGGUGGUAAUGAUGGAACAAAUAGGAAAAUAUCAGGAGCAAUGGGGAAUGAGAAUGAGGACAGGCUCUCACAGAUCUCUGUUGAUGAGUUGUUGGAUGAUCAGGAAAUUGAAGGGGAUGAUCUUCUACCUACAAUACAAUUAGAACCAAUAGAGAAAGAAUGGAUCUUAACGGCUGCACGAGGUAACAGAGCAAACAUCAUGUGUCUGUUGGAACAAGAUUCAAGUUUGGCAAAGAAAAAGACUGCAUUACACUGGGCUGCUAAACAUGGUAGAGAAGACAUUGUUGCUAUGUUGGCUGCAAAAGGGGCAGAUGUUAAUGCCAAAUCACAUGGGGGUUAUACACCAUUACAUCUUGCAAGUAUGCAUGGCAAUGACAAAGUCAUCAAGAUUUUGAUCGAGGAAUUUAAUGCCAACAUCAAUACACGUGACUACAGUGGACGAAAACCAAGACAAGUUGCCAAGAAGACACUGACCAUUGAAGCUCAAGGAUUACUGGAAAACAUUCUUUCUGACAAAGCUGCUGACGUAUCGUCUCCAGCCGGUGCGAUUCGUAAAAAAUCCCAUACCUCCAAACAAUAUUCUUCUGUAAACUCUAUUAUCACACCCAGUGCUGCAUUGGUUGGAUUCUAUGGAGGAGAACUUCCUAUGCAACAGUUAGAAACACCACCAGACAAACAGAGAGAUCGUGCGUCAUCGCUUGGUAAAUUCCUCCAUAAAAAAGACAAGAAAAAGCACAAAAAAGAACAGAGAGCAGCAACUGCUGAUAUUCCCCCGGAAUAUGCCACACCUUCGGCUGGUCUCUCUCCAUCUCUUCGCAAGCGCAUAGUACAGGGCCCUGGUGCUAAGUUGGAGACUAAUGUUGUACGCAGCAGUUUUCGUCGUCUCGUGGGAACGACACUAGAGAGAGGAUCAAGUCCCAAAGGCUUUGUAUCCAAUGCGGUUUGAGCUACCUACCUUAAACAAUAAACACAAGUCGACCAGUGCCAAUAAACCUAGUAACAGUUUUGAUAGAAUGUUGAACUAUAUAUUUUCUUCUGUUAAGAACAUGAAGAUUUACUUCCCUAUUAAAAUUUAAACCAAUUUGAAUAACGUAUUUAUUAAAGGUAUUAUUUUUAUAAAAUGAAUACUUAAAAACCUUUAACCGCUGACCUAAACUUCAUAAAAAUAUCUUUGUUAUCAAAUAACUAAAACAUUAAAGAAAUUAAGUAAACACCCGCCCUUGGCUACUACCACUUUGCUCUCCACAGGCAGCCCAAACUCAAUUUCUAAAACUCCAAGCAUCCAAAAUGUGGAAACAAAUUAUUUCGGUUCACCCAAAUCUAUGAGCAUUGCUAUAGAAGCGUAGCCUAGCUUCAAUAUAUCCACUCCAUACUGUUUGGGCUGCCUGUGGACCUCUCUUUAAUUUGCGUCUUUGACUGUAUAGAAACUGUGUUAGAUCCUAGUUAUACAUAGUGAUAACAUAAUAUAUUUAUAAAUCACGUGGUUGGAUGUACGUUUCUACAGGCUUCUGAUAGGGUCACCUCAACAGCUGCAGAAAGUAGAGGAUGAGAGACGAGAAAACGAACGAGAGGCCAUGAUGCACCGAACACAUUCAGAUCCAAACUUUCGCCUGACCUCGGACAUCUAACCACACUGAAUAUUCAUCAAUAUUUUACCAAUCAGUACAAGGUAUUUUGUACGCACUGCUUAUAUGUCUUGGGGCACCUGGAAUAACUGUAAUUAGCUAUACCGAAGUUCGAGAGAAAACUGGAUCGAGAUGACAUUGCAGCGCACUGUGACAUUGUUUUGAGGGACAUAUUUUUWAAAUGGCGCCUUCUUCCCCUAAAACAGCCCCAUAGUGAAUGAAAUGCCAAAUCGACCAAGUUAUUUUUUGAAACUCGGAAUGGCCAACAAUUAUUGCAUAAACAAAGUAUGUUGUAAUGCAGGCUUAGUGUUUAGAGACACGUGUAUCACAUCACUGCAUUAUGUUCAGUUUGUCAGAUUAUAAGCUGUUCCGAGGUUGAGGAAGAAACUGGGUCGAGUUGGUAUUGCAGUGCAUGGUGGGACUGUUUUAGGGGACAUAUUUCCAAGAUGGCGUCUAUUUCGUCCCCUUAACCACAAUGCACUGUGAUGCGAACUCGACCCAGUUUCUUCCUGAACCACGGAAUGGCUAAUGCACUAUGCUGCGGGCAGGAACAGUCCGGUGUGCCGUUAACAAGGGUUGUACGGUUCCAUCAGUCGUGUAUUCCACGUCCCGUGACAUGAAAGCGAUAAGGAAUUUUAUAGCGAGGUGAAUUCUCUGUUCCUCUUCUUGAUAACCCUUUCACUACUACCAGAACCCUUUUCGUGCUCUGAGCUUUCCGUUAUUAGUCUAAUGAUCGCCAUUACGUAUUACCUUACUUCAAAAAUAAUAAAAACAUUUAGAGGGAAAGAAAGAGUUCUGGUGGGGGAAUGGAGAAUCGGGAAGUGUGAGACUUUUUAUACAAUUAGCUGUCACACAAUUUUUUUUAGGAAUUAUAAUUUUUUACAAAACUAGUCGGCCGUUUUUCUUAUUUUAAAUAAAUGUUAAAGCUAACUUAUUAAGUUGUUCAAAGAACUAGUUCUUAGUGUUGCUGGUUUGCUAACGAAAAAGUAAAGUUGGGAUUUUUGAUAACUGAAUAAUUUGCUGCGAAAAAAAUAUCAAUUAUAUAAUAGGGAGUAUAGCGGAUUUUGAAAAAAACUUCCUAAAAUCGCGCCUUAACUUUACCAGGAGUCUGAAGUUAUGGUUAAAAAAGACUAGCAAAUUUGACAGGAAAUUGUUGAGUGAAAGGCUAUGUUUAUCCUAACUCCUUACAUUCCCUUGUAAACCUUGUUUGGGCUACCUGUGUAUAACCCAGUCAAUACGAUGCUGCCCACGCAACGACCUACACUCUUUCUGUCGAGACAUGCAUCGGAAGGUAUUUAUCAAUUGCAAGUACUGAUCCUGGUAUGUCUGUUUUUACAUACCUAGUACUUGCCUGGGAUAGGCAGCAAGGGGAAAUGCUUGUCUCGUGUUUUUUUGUGCUUAUCGGAUGAUAAUCCAAGGGAUUGUUCGUGAUGGUAGAUUAUAAGGCCAUACUACACUCCACCCAUGUUGUACUAUAGUUGCGACCCUGAACGACAGAUUAGAGGGUUGUUGUGAGGACAGAAAUUCCUGUAAUACUGAGUAUAUCUUUAGAUGUAAGUCUUUUAUUGUAAAAAAGAAAUAUCGAUAGAAAAAAAAGGUAAUUUUACAAAAA
This is a messenger RNA of Actinia tenebrosa (Australian red waratah sea anemone), 3848 nucleotides long. RefSeq lists its product as uncharacterized. The record is from RefSeq and is a predicted model, not a curated record. NCBI's taxonomy places the organism in Eukaryota, Metazoa, Cnidaria, Anthozoa, Actiniaria, Actiniidae.